AUGUCAGGAAUUAAAUCGCCAUCGAUACGUUAUGAGGAUGGAAAAUUUAAGCGUCCCAGGUGCUGCCGAAGCUAUAAAAUAGCUGAAAGACUUGCGAAAGAAAAGCGACUACGCGUGUUUGAAAACUACCAGCCCACACAAACAACGGAAGUACAUGCAGACAGUCUUCAAACAGUUGUUCCAGGGAAAAUAUUCAGUGGAAUUAUAUGUGAAGUCGGAAACGGUGAUAACGUCUCUAUCAAAUGUUCAGAUGGUGUCCAUAAAUUCUUUCUAUCCAGCAUAAGAGCUCCACGACCACAGACCAGCAGCAAGGAAGACGAUUCUUCUGUCCAACGUGGUCGUAUUCGUCCGCUUUACGACAUACCUUAUGUGUUUGAAGCUAGAGAGGUACUUCGCCAGUUCGUCGGAAAACAAGAUUAUGGACCAAAAGUGAAUUUCAAACGACAGAAGGUGCAGAUUGGAGGAUUUGAUGGUCUGCCAGCAUAUUCUAGGUUCCUCAUAACACGUUACAAUGAUUUGAUUAAAGAAAGCAAAUCUCUUUGCCCUGAAUUUUUCCCAGUAGAGUUGUGCAACCUGGAGUAUAAAUCAGAUCGUGGAGCUUGUAUUGUACCGCACUAUGAUGAUUCAUGGUUGUGGGGUGAUCGAUUGGUGACUGUCAAUUUGAGUGGCGCCACUUAUUUAACUUUCACAUUACCGACAACUGAUGUGGUGGAUGGCAUAAACCACGAAUUUCAACGUGUUCAAUCGUGUGUGCCAAUGUUUCUCGAGGCUCAGUAA
Messenger RNA from Schistosoma mattheei, 777 nucleotides. Lineage: Eukaryota; Metazoa; Platyhelminthes; Trematoda; Strigeidida; Schistosomatidae. The record is from the annotation of a GenBank genome assembly.